Messenger RNA from Anastrepha obliqua, 6817 nucleotides. RefSeq names its product protein slit. The record is from RefSeq and is a predicted model, not a curated record. The transcript has 22 exons. NCBI's taxonomy places the organism in Eukaryota, Metazoa, Arthropoda, Insecta, Diptera, Tephritidae. Bases 2000 to 6790 code for a protein of 1596 amino acids. Gene Ontology annotation, biological process: axon guidance. Gene Ontology annotation, molecular function: Roundabout binding; heparin binding; calcium ion binding.
AACGAAAAAGUUUAUUUAACGGAUGUAUCGCGUUCGUUUGGAUUUGUCACAAACCUGAGUUUUUAACAAGAAAAUCAGUGUACAUACAUACAUGUAUACACAUACACAAAGUUGAAGGAAAGAAGUUGAUUUAAUUAAUUUGGCUAUGGGAAAUUUUACUCCUGCAACAGAAAUUUUCAUGCACGAAAAGUUAAUAAAUAUCAAUUCAGUGUAUUCGUACAUAAAUCGAGUUGAAAUGUACAAUCUAUUGGAAGUGCAAAGCCGUCAAAUAUACUUAGCCUGAGAUUUUUUUACGACAACGACGACCACUACGACUACUACUUUGUGGUGUGUGACUCCUGAUGUGGUGCGUACACGAAAUUAACGAGAAGGCAGAGUCAGGCACAGCGGCGCUCACACAAAUGGGUAGAAACCCGAAAAUGGAAAAAAGUGUGAAGUGAAAGGUGCAAAAUUUUUGUGAAAAAUGCUAUGUGUUACUACAAAUAUUCAGCUCUGCAUAAAUAACGGUUCGUGAAAAAUGAAAAACCAAUUGUAAAAGUGUGAAUUGGUAGUGAAUUUUUAAGAAAAAGCAAAAUGUAUAUAUUCGGCCGAAAUUGUGUUUGGUGCUUGUGAAAAAAUUUGGAGUACAUAUUUGGAGGAAAAAGGAUAUUUGGCGUAGCAUAAAUUGGAGAACUAAUGCACCUUUACUGCUGGCACUGAGACUGAGGCUGAGGCUCAAGCUGGGGAUUAUAAAGGAGGAAGAAGCAGCACAACUAACUAAAACAGCUGCCGCAUAGCAAACUGCAAUAACGCAUACUGGGCAAAUGAACAGUGAAAUCCACAACAGCAAUAGCAACAAUAACAAGGAGCAUAGCAGCAGCAGCAGCAACAAGAACAGCAACAGCGCGCGUGCAUUUAUUAUUAUCUGCUCGCAUUGAAUUACAAUACAAAUGUACAUCCGCUACCUACAGGUCGGCAAUCUGUAGCUUUAUAGUGUGCGCAGCACGUCGACCUUUUUCCUUUCAUUUCGCUCAUUUUGGAAAAGUGUAUUCCUUUGCUUUAUAAUACAAAUACUUUGCGAACCAAAGUGGUUGGUUGUUGCUUGUCUUUUGCGCCUACCGCCGACGGCGAGGAAAUUAUCAACCACCACCAAAUGCAGCAGCUAUCCAGCUUAGUGUGUUGGUGUUGGUGUUUUUUUUUGGUGCACAUCAAUAACAUCAAUUGUGUGUUUGCGUUUCGGCGUUCGUAACGCUUUUGUGGCAGUGUUCAUUGCGUUCCAACACAGCAAGGACGGACGGCACGUAUCGCAAACCAGUGGUUAGCGGUGCGGAUCGCGCGACAAAAAUAAUGUUGUUUAACGACGAAAAAAAUGGCACAAAAGCAUACAGUAAAUAAGAAAAAAACACAAAGAAGCGCAAAAUAAAUAAUUAGGAAACAAAAGCACGAAAUAAAAAAAUAAAAAAAGUAAGUAACGAAAAACGAAAAUUGCUCGCGCGUGAGAAUGUGAAAAUGGCACAACUGUUUCGUUGUGGCCAGCAACAAGAAAAAAAAUCCAAAACAAUUGCUCGCGUGAAAAUAACGAGAACAUUUCCACAUGCGGAAAUUAUGUGAUUAAUUUUAAAAAGAAAAAAUGUGCUAAGCUACUAUUUGAAAAAAGAAAACGAAAUAAUAAGAAUAAAAUGUGCGCGAAAAAAGUUUAGUUCCAAAUUUAAUAAAUAAAAAACGGGCUCGACGCCAUAGCUUGCCACAAAAUAAAAACCAAAGCCACAAACCUUGCCUGCACAAGGGAUUGAAUUGAACGUUUAACAAAAACAAAAAAUAUCACACACACACACACACUAAAAAAAAAACAAAGUAAAAUAAACGCUCUGUAGCAUUCACCUGAAUUAACGCAACAGCAAAAAGUAAAAUAUAAAAAAAAAGAAGAAUUACACAUUAAAAAUCAUUACACCACACCAAUAAGCAAGCGCCUCACACACGCACACGUACACAUUCCCUCGCGCUAUUUUAAUGUGCGGAAAUGACGCACCUGCAACCCCAACGUCGCUUCUACUCCCCAAUGCGAUUUAAAGGAGGUGGUGGUGGUGGCAGCAUAAGCGCAGCAAGUGUCAGAUAUACUCAAGCAGAUGGCAGCAACAGUGAAAGUGCAGCUGACGGUGUAGAAACAGUGUUUAACACUGACGCUCGCACUGCGGCUGUUGCGCUCGAUUGCUGUAGUGGCGGUGAUGGUGGUGGUGGUGGUGUUGUAAGUGCGGCGCACUGCCACACUCCCCAAACAUCCCACCAAACAACCAACGCAUGUUCAUCAACUCACACACGCGCCAGCAUUCGCCCCAACCUCAGCGCACUCAUUCCACCCAUUCCUCAACGUCGCCUCUGUUGGCUCUUUUGUGUACAUUUGCUCCUUCUCCUGCUGCUGCUUGCCUGCGGUGAUUUUCUUCAGGUUGCCGCCGAACCAUAUGGUGGCUCUUCGGUGGGCAUUCACAUACCCGGCGGCAGUUUGGGCGUGAUCAGUGAAUCACGUUGUCCGCGUGUGUGUUCGUGUAAUGGCCUAACUGUGGAUUGUUCGCAUCGUGGUUUAACUCAAGUGCCGAGGAAAAUAUCAGCGGAUGUGGAGAGACUCGAUUUGCAAGGCAAUAAUAUUACUGUCAUUUUCGAAUCUGACUUUCAACGUUUAACGAAACUACGAAUACUCCAACUAACGGAUAACCAAGUACACACAAUUGAAAAGGGCGCUUUCCAGGAUCUGGUGUCACUGGAGCGACUGCGCCUUAACAACAAUCUGCUAAAGGCGAUACCUGAAAAUCUAGUGUCAAGUUCAGCGAGUCUUUUGCGAUUGGACAUCUCGCACAAUAUCAUUACGACAGUGGGACGACGCGUCUUCAAAGGCGCACAAUCCUUGCGCAGUUUGCAGUUGGACAAUAAUCAAAUCACUUGUAUGGAUGAGCAUGCGUUUAAGGGCCUUAUAGACUUGGAAAUUCUUACUCUAAACAACAACAAUUUGACUUCGCUUCCGCAUAAUGCCUUCAACGGCUUGAAUCGAUUGCGUGCUCUACGUCUAUCCGAUAAUCCCUUCUCAUGUGACUGUCAUUUAUCGUGGCUUUCGCGCUUCUUGCGUAGCGCACCCAGACUUGCGCCAUAUACACGCUGUCAGUCGCCGUCUCAGCUGAAGGGUCAAAAUGUGGCAGAUCUGCAUGAUCAGGAAUUCAAGUGUUCAGGUCUCACCGAGAAUGCGCCAAUGGAAUGUGGCAUGGAGAAUAGCUGCCCACAUCCGUGCCGUUGUGCCGAUGGCAUAGUCGAUUGUCGCGAGAAAAGUCUCACCAGUGUACCUGUGUCGCUGCCAGAUGAUACGACGGAACUCCGCUUGGAGCAGAAUUUCAUUACUGAAUUGCCGCCAAAAGCAUUUGCAAACUUCCGUCGCCUGCGUCGCAUUGAUCUGUCGAACAAUAACAUUUCGCGUAUUGCCCACGACGCUUUGGCUGGCCUAAAAGCGCUCACCACACUCGUGCUCUAUGGCAAUAAAAUAAAGGAUUUGCCCUCAGGCGUAUUUAAAGGACUUACAUCACUGCAACUUCUCCUGUUGAAUGCCAAUGAAAUCUCCUGCAUACGCAAGGAUGCCUUUCGCGAUCUGCACAGUCUCAGCCUGCUUUCGCUCUACGAUAACAACAUUCAAUCGCUGGCUAAUGGCACCUUCGAUGCGAUGAAGAGCAUACAAACACUGCAUCUGGCAAAGAAUCCCUUCAUUUGUGACUGCAAUCUUCGCUGGCUGGCUGAUUACUUGCACAAAAACCCCAUCGAGACAAGUGGCGCACGCUGCGAAGCCCCAAAGCGAAUGCAUCGGCGACGCAUUGAGUCGUUGCGUGAGGAGAAAUUCAAAUGCUCUUGGGACGAUAUGCGUAUUAAAUUGUCGAGCGAAUGUCGCGCUGAUGUCGAUUGCCCGGCAAUGUGUCAAUGCGAUGGCACUUCAAUUGAUUGCUCAGGUCGUGGCCUCAAAGAAAUUCCACGCGAUAUACCGCUACACACCACUGAACUCCUUUUGAACGACAAUGAGCUGGGGCGCAUCAAAUCGGAUGGUCUCUUUGGACGUCUGCCACAUCUGGUUAAACUCGAUUUGCGACGCAAUCACAUAACCGGCAUUGAACCGAAUGCAUUUGAGGGUGCAAAUCGUAUACAGGAAAUGAUUUUGGCAGAAAAUAAAAUUAGAGAGGUUUCGAAUAAAAUGUUUUUGGGAUUGCAUCAAUUGAAGACACUGAAUCUUUACAACAAUCAAAUUUCUUGUGUGAUGCCCGGUUCGUUUGAAUUCCUGUCAUCGCUCACCUCACUAAACUUGGCUGCCAAUCCAUUCAAUUGCAACUGUCAUUUGGCCUGGUUUUCCGAGUGGCUACGAAAGAAGGGUUUGGUCGGCGGUGCGGCACGUUGUGCUGCCCCAUCGAAAGUACGUGAUAUGCAAAUUAAGGAUCUGCCACAUAACGAGUUCAAAUGUACAUCCGACAACAAUGAAGGCUGUUUGGGCGAUGGCUAUUGUCCGCCCGCCUGCACUUGCACCGGCACCGUAGUACGUUGUUCGCGCAAUCAAUUAAAAGAGAUACCACGUGGCAUACCGGCGGAAACGUCAGAAUUAUAUCUAGAAUCGAAUGAAAUAACAAUGAUACAUUUGGAUCGGAUACGACAUUUGAAAUCCUUGACGAGAUUGGAUUUGAGCAACAAUCAAAUCACGUUCCUCUCUAAUUACACCUUUGCCAACCUGACGAACCUGUCAACGCUCAUCAUAUCCUACAACAAUUUGCAAUGUCUACAACGUUACGCCCUAGCUGGCCUACAGAAUCUGCGCGUACUCUCACUGCAUGGCAAUCGCAUAUCGAUGCUGCCGGAGGGUACAUUUGAAGACAUGAAAUCACUAACGCACAUUGCCCUAGGCAGCAAUCCACUUUACUGCGAUUGCGCACUCAAAUGGUUCUCGGAUUGGAUCAAACUGGACUAUGUAGAGCCGGGUAUAGCGCGUUGCGCCGAACCCGAUUAUAUGAAGGACAAAUUGAUACUCUCAACACCCUCACACAACUUUGUAUGCAAAAGCAAAGUUAGCAAUGAGAUUAUGGCGAAAUGUGACGCCUGUUAUACGCAUCCUUGUGAAAAUAAGGCGCAAUGCAUACCGCUGCCACAACGCGACUACCAAUGCCUCUGCCAGCCGGGCUAUCACGGCAAGCAUUGCGAAUUCAUGAUCGAUGCCUGCUAUGGCAAUCCUUGCCGCAACAACGCCACCUGCACUGUGCUCGAGGAGGGACGUUUCAGCUGCCAGUGUGCGCCUGGCUACACAGGAGCGCGUUGUGAAACGAACAUUGACGAUUGCUUGGGUGAGACUAAAUGCCAGAAUAAUGCCACCUGUGUGGAUGGCGUAGAAUCGUACACGUGUGAAUGUCAGCCGGGGUUUACAGGUCAAUACUGCGACACAAAGAUCAACUUUUGCAGUGAUGAAUUUAAUCCUUGCGCAAACGGCGCCAAAUGUCACGAUCACUUUACACACUACACUUGCGAGUGCAUGGCCGGCUUCCAAGGCAUUAAUUGCACGCAAAACAUUGACGAUUGCCAGAAUCACAUAUGCCAAAAUGGCGGCACCUGCAUAGAUGGCAUCAAUGAUUAUGUGUGCAAAUGUCCAGAUGAUUUCACGGGCAAAUAUUGUGAGGGCCACAAUAUGGUCUCGAUGAUGUAUCCGCAGACAUCACCUUGUCAAAAUCAUGAAUGCAAACAUGGCGUUUGCUUCCAGCCGAAUCCGUCUGGCUCGGAUUACUUGUGUAAAUGUCAUCCGGGCUACACGGGCAAGUGGUGCGAGUACUUGACGAGCAUUAGCUUUGUGCAUAACAAUUCCUUUGUGGAGAUGGAGCCAUUACGUACCAAACCAGAUGCCAAUGUAACGAUCGUAUUUAGUACUUCAGAGCAAAAUGGCAUACUUAUGUAUGACGGCCAGGAUGCGCAUAUAGCUGUCGAGCUUUUCAAUGGACGCAUACGUGUAAGCUAUGACGUGGGCAAUUACCCGGUUUCCACAAUGUACAGCUUCGAAAUGGUUGCCGAUGGUAAAUAUCAUUGUGUAGAACUGUUGGCUAUUAAGAAGAAUUUUACGCUGCGCGUCGAUCGCGGUCUUGCAAGAUCGAUCAUAAACGAAGGCUCUAAUGAUUUUCUCAAAUUGACCACACCAAUGUUUUUGGGCGGCUUGCCGCCGGAACCGGGCCAGCAAGCGUAUAAGAAUUGGCAAAUACGUAACUUGACCAGCUUCAAGGGCUGCAUGAAGGAGGUGUGGAUAAAUCACAAGCUGGUUGACUUCGAGAAUGCGGCAAGGCAGCAGAAAAUCACACCUGGUUGUGCAUUGGUCGACGGUGAAGCUGUGGAGGAUGAUGAGCAAGAUUUUAUGGAUGAAACGCCGCACAUUAAAGAGGUGGAUCCUUGUGAAAAUCACAAAUGUCGCCGUGGCAGCCGCUGUGUUCCUAAUUCCACUUACCGUGAUGGCUACCAAUGCAAAUGCAAGCAGGGCCAGAAGGGCCGUUACUGCGAACAAGGUGAGGGCACAACAGAGCCCGCAUCAAUAACUGUGACCUCCACUUGCCGAAAGGAACAGGUACGAGAAUAUUAUACCGAAAAUGAUUGUCGCUCACGACAGCCCCUCAAAUAUGCGAAAUGUGUGGGCGGUUGCGGAAAUCAGUGCUGCGCAGCGAAAAUUGUACGGAGACGAAAGGUCCGUAUGGUGUGCAGCAAUAAUCGCAAAUAUAUAAAGAAUUUAGAUAUCGUGCGUAAAUGUGGAUGUACAAAGAAAUGCUACUGACUGGAAGAUGCGACUACCCAAAUGCAC